GCCGGGCCGCUAGCUCCGCGCCGCGCAAUCCGGGAUAACAGUUUUAUUUCCCCGAAUAAACUUUAUCAAACAAAGCGCCCCGCGCCCUGCAUCUGUCCGCCCAGCUGGCCGGUGCAGCUGGCGGCCCCGUCUCCCUCGCACGCACGCGCGCACCCCGCGCCAGAGCGAGACGGCGCCCUCGCUGUAAGCGCCGAGGCCCUUCAAUUUCCUGCACGGCCCAUUCGCAGUCAGUAUCCCGCCGGCGACGCAAUAAUGACGAGCAAAAGGAAGUGCGAGCGCGACAUCACCGACCGCCGCGCCAAGCGGCAGCGACGCCGCAAGCGGUCCCACAGCGAGCCAGCUAUCGACACCGACAGCGCUGAGAAGCGUCAGGCGCUGAAACGUCUUUUUGGGAGAUUGUGCUCGGUGGAUGUGGACUCCACCCGCGACGAGGAACCGACGCUGAUGGAGAGCGAGCCCGAGGAGUCCAUGUUCGGGGACGAGAACGAAGACCCUCUGCUGGAUUCGGUGCCGGAGGACAUGGACCCGGAGCAGCUGGGUUUCCUCGUGUGCGCUCAGGAAACGCUGCGCUUCCUGAACGUGCGAGGAAUGCCGCCGCAGCACCCGGUGUUCAUUCGCCUGCGCUCGCGCCUCCUGCGCGGGAUCGACGAGAUGUCCGCCGCCUGAGAUACGCUUGGCCCUGAGCCUCCAAGAAGAACCAACUAAUCCCCCCUCUUCGUGCCUCCCAAAGACCCAGUCUAUUUUCUGAGUGUUUUAUGUUUUGUGUAUAAAGUGUUUUACUCUUCUAUCCCUCCGGCCUUACACGGAUAUUCCGGAUCUGACCCGGACGUUGGUUCUCAAUAUGUUUACAAACAACAGGUGGCCCGGUUUGGGUAUCUAGUCAUAUUCUAGUCAAAAUAAGAAAUAUAUUUGUUGAACAUAAUGUGAUAACUAUAUUAUAAUAAUUUGUGAAUUAUAUCUUCACUUAUUUUUCCCCAAGUGGACUGGUGAACUAUUAAUUAUGAACAUUUUAGUUGUAUUCACGCUCAAACUUACUUUAACUCGUUUAAUUUAUUGUUGAACUAUUCUCGUAGCUAUGUGUAAGAAAUAAAUGUUUGUAUAUCUUAUAUAAAAGUUGGCGUAAUUAAAUCAAAAAGAAAAUGUUUAGAUCAUGACAGUUUGUGAAACAAUGUUCUGAUACGUUUUGUUUCGAAAAACAUUAAAAUUAGCACAAAAAUGUUUAAAAACGUUUAAAAUUAUGUAUGUAAUGGUUCUUAAUAAAUAAUCCAUAUGUGA
Messenger RNA from Ostrinia furnacalis (Asian corn borer), 1275 nucleotides. RefSeq lists its product as uncharacterized. Bases 253 to 666 code for a protein of 137 amino acids. The transcript has a single exon. Lineage: Eukaryota; Metazoa; Arthropoda; Insecta; Lepidoptera; Crambidae. The record is from RefSeq and is a predicted model, not a curated record.